AUGCAGUUCUGCGGUUUCGGAGUGUCAGUUGCUCACCAAUACUACCAUGCGAAGAAGAGGUCCGAUGAGUCACCAUUAGACUACCUGUACCGACUCUAUGUGAUUGGACUCGGGGCGAAAAUCAAGAUCAAGGACGGACCGCCCAAGGUACACAAGGAACACGUCGAGCACUACAUCGAAACUUUAGACGACCUGGAACUGGCGGACCAGCUCACGAUAUUUCGUCGAGUGGAUGUGAAUAAAUUGGAAGACGUGCUGAGAUUCAGGCAGAGGACGAAAGCGUGGCGAGGCAAGUUACUCUUUAGAUCAAUCAAGUUGAGCCAAGAGGCACCCGUCCCCCCCGACCGACCGAGAGAAGUAAACCGCCGGUCGGCAUAUGCGGUUCGGACGACCUUGGAAGAGCCGAGUUCUGAAGAUUUGAGCUCGGACGACUCAGGUGGUCAAAGUGACUUGAGACAAAUUUACUUUAUAGGGAUGGAAGGGCAGAGAGAAUCAGGUGCAAAGACCCGAAGAGUCAGGCCUACCCGAGAGGACGAGUACCACCGUUACCAGGAAGGUGACCAGAGAGCUCUCCCGUCACCGGCCGCUCAAUACCAGAAGUGCGCUCAUUGUAGAUCUCGAAAACAUGACAUGAAAUUUGGGCUGCUGGAAACGACUCAAGUGUGA
Peronospora matthiolae is the source of this 666-nucleotide messenger RNA. Lineage: Eukaryota; Oomycota; Peronosporomycetes; Peronosporales; Peronosporaceae. The record is from the annotation of a GenBank genome assembly.